AUGCAAGGCAACAUCUUCUUCUUCUCGCGCUUCUUUGAUCCGGACCGGGUGGAGCAGACACAGAUUCAGAUGUUGCUGAAGUCAUCUUCCAUCACCAUGCAAAACCACGUGCUCUCUGUCUUGAAGCUGAAUCCCUCGAAUGUUGCGUUUGAAAGUGACUUGCGGGCAAUUCUCGGCCAGACCGUGGAAGAGUCAUCGGGAGGCGCGGCCAUCCCUCGCCGUACCAUUGGGAAGAUCUACCAUCGGAUCAGAGCAGAUCUGGUUUCCAAGGGGGAUGUGGAAUGUGUGCGCGCCUGGGAUCCCAAGACCUCGAACUUGAGAGAUGCCUUGUGCAUCCCAGGGAAGGCUGCUGGCACACAGAAAGUGGAGCCAGUCCUGGCGAUCACGGAGGGCAAAGAAGACGAGAGGCCCGCAGUGCAGCGCCAGCGGGGAGUGGCAGACCACCUCCCAAGUUCCCUCCCCGUGCCACCAGCUUCCAAGGCGACUCUCCGGGUGGCGGGACGCUCAUUUGCCCAACAAGCCGAGGACUUGAUCCGAUGUUGUAGUAAGAUUGGCAACGGCAUCACAAGCCCCGAGAUUGCAGACAAGCUGGGGAUUCGCCGCAAGCAUGGUGAGCGAGUCUUGAGCGAUCUUUUGAAGCGCCAGCGGGUGACACGAAUAUUCGAAAGUGAUGGGAAGACUCACUUGAACCGCUACUUUGAUGCAGUCACACACCAGUCUUUGAAAAGGACUUUGCCCAUUGAAGAUGGAAGGCCACCAAAAGCACGCAAAACUGCCGACAAGCCUGCUGAGAAGCGUGUUGAUGUAACCUUUACCCGACGGAAGCAACGUAUUGAAGUCUUGCUGAAAGAGCGAGGUGUGUUGACGCCUUGUGACAUCAUAAAGCUCGCAUUAGAUGAUGAUGCUUUGGGCAAGAUGGACCGCAAGACGCCUGGCAAGAUCUUUCAAGAGAUUGCAGCUGCAGACAGCAAGGUUGGGCUCACGCUCAGUGAGGCGGACAAGGUCCAAUUCGCAUUUUGGAAGCCGAGUCAUUCUGAAGAAUCUGCAAAGCAAGUGGUGGAUGCUAACAUCAAGGCUCAGCAUGACGCGCGCUUCCAGAAGCUUCGGCAUGCACCACAACUUGCACUCACUGAUGGGGUGGCAGACGUGCCGGCGGCAGCGGCUCCGCCAGCAGCUUCCCCUCGCAGCAUCAGCAGACGAACCUUGGCCAAAGACAUUACGGCCAAGGAUGGGAAUUUGCGGCGCUUGGGAGGCUUGCACAUGCUCACAACCCCACAGAAGACCAUCGACCAGCGCAUUUUGCAGCAUUACGGUUUUCAGACCGCUGUUGUUGCACGACUUCAGCUACUGCAUGGGUCGCUACUGCGAAAGAGUGACUUUGAUUUUGAUGCAUGGUGGACUCCUUCAAAGAUUGUUGAUGACAUGGACUUGCAUGUUUUCCUGCAGGUGGUUGGGUGUGGAGCGUAUUGCCAGCAACUGGAAGACAUUCUGGUGAGCGGCAAGAACCCUGUGGUUCGGGAGAUGCCAGAGGAGUUGCGGAAGAUCCUUCUCGGGCGCAUCUCGGCCUCCGGAUCGCUUCGUGCCUUGCACACGAUUCGCCGCCAUAUGGCGCAAUUAAUGAAGAUGGGUCUAGCAACAUCGGACGAAGAUCCCGGAGCCAGCAGCGUAGCCCCGAUCAGGUACCAGCUUGCCCGCAGGUUGCAAGUGCCAACUUUUGCUUCGUCCGUUCAAGAGGCUCCAUCCUUCGCUGGGAGCUUCGAUUUGGCCGAGCCCGGCGCCGUUGACGCUUAUUGGAGCUGCUUGCAGGAGCAAGUGAACGCUUGGCGGGGCGCAAGCGGUACACAAGCUCGAGAGGAUGGUAGUGAUUCCUCUGAGGCAGAGAAGCGCAAGUCCCGGGCACCCGUCACCUUGCCCGUGAACGCCAUGCUUCCGGAACUGUUCAAGACACGAAACUGGAUCCAUUGGGAGUCAGCAUGGCUGGGUCCACACCAGCGGGCGGCCAUGAAUGAUUUCUACAACGAAGCUCACGCCGGGCAAAGCGGGGAAGCUGCGCGCGGUCCCGGACGAGUCUUUACACCGAAGUCGCCUGAGAUCAUGGCCUUGAGCCGCCGUAUCCUGGUUGCCCCAGACAGGAUCAUCAAGUACUGCCGCCAUUUGCUUGCGGUCUGCCCCCAUCCUUCAGGAGCCUCUGUUGAGUUUUCAUCAUUGCUUGCCGUUCGAUUCAAGUGUCAUAUUUGUGGGUAUCUCUGCUACCAGAGUACAACCAUUGCAGAACAUUACUCGAAGACACAUUCCGAGCCAUUGCCCGACGAUGACAGCAAAUUCUGUGAGGCAGACUUUUACGCUCAGCGUUUGGAGCAAGCCCGGCCAACAAGAACCGACGGCAAGCAGCGUUGGCGGAGAAGGCGGUUGGACCGUGUUCUGAUUCAACCAUGGCCUGAAGCUGGCAACGCGGAUGGCGAUGAGGAAGACUGGGGCGCAGAGCCAGCAGACGACUCGACUUGGCUGCAGCUUUUGGCUUUUGCGGAGACUAUGGUUUGCGCUGAGCACCAUGCGAAGGGUGAGGUUCUGCCAAAGCGACCUGUUGGCAGCGAGGCGAGGACAGACGCCUCAACAUGGCCUCUACUUACACGGCUGUCCGGUCGCUCAGCUGCGUACUGUCGAAAUCGAUUGCGAGGACUUUUGGACCGUGAUGUGAAAAACCGGCGGGCUGUGGCCGCAAUCAGGACUGCUGAAUUGCAAGCUGAGGGCACGCUGACACUUCUCGGGAUCAAGGGGAGCAUGGGCCGUGCUAUUGCAAAGUGUCUUCUGUUCACACCGCAUGAGGUGACAUCAUUUUGGUGGAAGCCAGGAUUUCUCAAACCAGAUGUGAAGAACAUGCUGAACUGUGUGCUGCGACAGUGGCAAUGCAAUGGAUUCGUCAGCAAGUACAAGGAAACCAUGUUUGGAAAGAAGAUGCCCAGGCGUGCAAGACCAUCAUGGCUAUUGACAUGGUUUAGUCGGAGUCGCUUAUUUGGCAAGGGGAAUGAUGUCCCCCGAUGGAACGAUGUGCUUUGCAUGCUUGCCACUUCCAAGCAGCCUCCCAGCCACAUGCUGCCCGAGUCAUCAGACGGUGCUCAGCUCCUGAUUCUUUCUGAUGCCGUAGCUGCCAAUGCUGCCACUCUUUGUGCAGUUUGGGGGGAUGAUGACUUUUACAAGCAAGCUGUUUCUCGGCCACCCUCCUGGCACUCACAGGUUCAAGACAACUCAGAUGAGGAUGAAGAAGAGGCUGAGACGAGCCAAGCUUCAAGGCCCAGUGGGAUCCAGUCGCACCUGCAGGCGACCAGCGACGAGCCGACGCUGCAAUCGAUGCGUGUGCUGUGCGGGCCCUUGAAAGCGAACCCCGGGCUGGCCGCUUUCUUGAGUUGGCUGAUGCUGCGGGAGGAGGAGAGCGCCAAGAUUGUGGGCGAAGGGGUCGAGCCGAUCAAUCCACAGAUGGCCUUUUGUGCGAGGGCCGACGAGAAAGAGGCAAAGGAGAAUUCGAAUGGCGAGGAAGGCGAGGAAUCCGAAGAUGAAGCAGUGCAGGGUGUGGCAGCAGGCAACGCUGCGACUGCUGCAGAGCCGGAGCCACCCAGUGGAUCAGGUGGGUCUGGACCUGACCCGCUUCAAAAGGUGCCUUUCACUUCGUUACAGGCUGCUUUCCAUGCAUAUGCGCGAGGCUUGAUGGGUCACUUGCCCAAGACAUCUUCGCAAGAACUGCUGGAUUCAGCUGCCUUUCUAUUGAAAACAGUGGCUGACGCAAAGGCUUCUCGUGAUGGUAGCGAGGGCGGUUCAGAGCUUUUACCAGGGCUGGCUUUGGCUGAGCUGCAGGAAGUGCACAGGCAAAAGUUUGGCGCAAGCACUUCGCCAGAAUCGAGAUUCAGUGGGGCGAUGGCUUGCCUGGAGGAUCUUAGGCUUUUGACCCCGAUCCCAUGUGGAGAUGACUUUCGGCCCAUUCUGGCCUGUAUCGCAGCCCCAUAUUGCGUACGCCAUGUUGAGGAGCCAGCAAGGGCCCCGAGCAAACUCGCUUUGGAUUUGGUGGCCAGGAUGAAGGUUGGCAGGCACUGGCUGCACCCAUACGGCAAAGGAGGCUCGAACCCGAAGGCUGCGGCCUGUGUGAUUCACGUGGCUUUCGGCUCGCUGGAGGAAAGUGGGAUGCUGCUGGAGCGCUGGCUGUUGCCCGCCAACCUGGUAGCACCCUGUGCCUGGGUGAGCGCCAAGGGGCAAUUGAAUGUUCUUGUCCUACGCUGCCUGCUGUCACGACUGCUGCAGCUUCUCAUGCGCAACCCCCUUUCCACGGCCGCAGAGUUGACACAGCACCUGGCUGUCCUGGACAUCUGCGAGGUGGAGUACCUUCUCGAGUUGGCGUCUGGCGUGGGAGCGGUGGCAGCCGGGCUGCAUUUAAUCCGAACAGGCCCAAAGAAGGACUUGAAGGGACGAAUCAAAGGCUUUUAG
Molecule: messenger RNA, 4473 nt
Organism: Effrenium voratum
Lineage: Eukaryota; Dinophyceae; Suessiales; Symbiodiniaceae
Source: the annotation of a GenBank genome assembly